Messenger RNA from Diospyros lotus (date-plum), 1127 nucleotides. Its product is annotated as Golgi SNAP receptor complex member 1-2. Gene Ontology annotation, cellular component: SNARE complex; Golgi medial cisterna; Golgi membrane. The transcript is spliced from 6 exons. NCBI's taxonomy places the organism in Eukaryota, Viridiplantae, Streptophyta, Magnoliopsida, Ericales, Ebenaceae. Gene Ontology annotation, biological process: vesicle fusion; endoplasmic reticulum to Golgi vesicle-mediated transport. Gene Ontology annotation, molecular function: SNAP receptor activity. Bases 283 to 1008 code for a protein of 241 amino acids. The record is from RefSeq and is a predicted model, not a curated record.
CAAUUAUAUACGAAGAGCAGGAACAUAUCCAAAUCUCUCUCUCUCUCUCUCUCAGUUUCUCAUGCAGAAAGAGGAGAUGAUCGCAAGAGGCAGCGCGACAGAAAAUUGAAGUUCGAUUCCAGCUGAAGCAACAGGGAAGAAAGCCUUUUACACAGAGACAUUUAUAUGUAUAUAGAAUAAUUCUGAAAUUACAUUCACUGAAGAGAAGGAAGAUCGGAGAAGAAGACAGCGAGGACGCAGCGAAAAGCGGAAAAGGGUCUGGCCCCCAUCUGAGGAGACCCAAUGGUGGUGGAUCAGAGCAUGGAGCUCUUGCAAGAGUCGGGCUGGGAGGAGCUGAGGAAGGACGCUCGCAAGAUCGAAGGCGAUCUCGACGUCAAGCUCUCUUCUUACGCCAAGCUAGCUUCCUCCUUCAGCCAUCGAGGUUAUGUGGAUGGGGGGUCACCAACUGUUGGGUCCAGCAGGUCUUGGAAGUCCAUGGAAAUGGAAAUUCAAUCCUUGCUUGAGAAGUUACUAGAUAUAAAUGAUGCUAUGAGCCGGUGUGCCACAUCUGCUACUCCUACUACUUCAGUUACCCAAAAACUUGCAAGGCAUCGAGACAUACUUCAUGAAUUAACCCAGGAAUUUAGACGAAUAAAGGGAAACAUAAGCUCAAUGAGAGAACACGUGGAGCUUCUCGGCUCUGUUAGAGAUGAUAUCAGUGAGUACAAGGCAUCUGGGAGUACGUCACCGAGAGUGCAAUUACUACGGGAGAGGGCCGCUAUACAUGGGAGCAUAUCUCAUAUAGAUGAAGUCAUUGGGCAGGCUCAAUCAACAAGGGCAGCAUUAGGGUCACAAAGGUCUUUAUUUGGUGAUGUUCAGGGAAAGGUGAAGUCACUCAGUGACAAGUUUCCGGUCAUUCGAGGCCUACUUGCUUCUAUUAGAAGAAAGAAAUCAAGAGACACUCUCAUCCUGUCUGCUGUCAUCGCGGCGUGCACGUUGUUUCUUAUCAUCUAUUGGUUUUCCAAGUAACUAAACAAAGCUGUUGACUUUUUUUCAAGGGAUUUUGCAUCUGUAAUUUUUGUAGAACAAAUCAAAGUUCACUACUUAAAAGCUCAUUGCUCAAACAAACUUGUCAUUUCUGCUCUCAA